AUGAAUUCUCCACUAAUUGAGGAGAGUCAAUUGGACAAAGAAGGUCCAAUUCUACUUGUGGCCGAUAUUGAAUGUUUAGGUGAUGAGCCAUUUAUAGGGUUGGAGUUCAAAGAUGCAGACCAUGCUUAUAGCUUUUAUAAUGCAUAUGCCUUAAAAACUGGUUUUAGUAUUAGAAAAGCAAGUCACUAUAAGGCAAAGAAAAAAGAUGAAAUAGUGACCGGGCUACAUUUGACUUGUUCUAAAGAGGGUCAUUAUAAACCACGACAUGAAACUGAGGUAGAUGACCCACAAAAAGAGAUGCAAUACACUCGAACAGGAUGCAAAGCACAUAUUCGGAUUAAAAUGACGUCAUCUGGCAAGUGGAAAGUAACUCGUUUUGUGAAAGAGCAUAAUCAUGUUUUGAUCGAUAGUCCUUCAAAAUCUCGUUUCUUGCGAUCCUAA
This is a messenger RNA of Ananas comosus (pineapple), 441 nucleotides long. RefSeq names its product protein FAR1-RELATED SEQUENCE 7-like. The record is from RefSeq and is a predicted model, not a curated record. The coding region runs from base 1 to 441 and encodes 146 amino acids. The transcript has a single exon. NCBI's taxonomy places the organism in Eukaryota, Viridiplantae, Streptophyta, Magnoliopsida, Poales, Bromeliaceae.